This is a messenger RNA of Colletotrichum abscissum, 1041 nucleotides long. RefSeq lists its product as uncharacterized. The record is from RefSeq and is a predicted model, not a curated record. The transcript has a single exon. The coding region runs from base 1 to 1041 and encodes 346 amino acids. NCBI's taxonomy places the organism in Eukaryota, Fungi, Ascomycota, Sordariomycetes, Glomerellales, Glomerellaceae.
AUGGAGACGAUGCUCUCCCACCACAACACGCAGCCGCCGCAACACCUAUCUUUUCCACAAUUCCGCCAGCUGCCUCCCGAACUACGACUCCGGGUCUGGUCCCUCGUCGCCAUUCCAUCACGGGUUCUGCGUCUAGACGCACGGGAUGGGAAGAAGACGAAGUCACACAAGUCAGGAUCUCCGCCGCCGCUGUUACGACCGCCCGCCAUCGCCGGAGCGUGUCGUGAGUCGCGGGCCGUGGCGACGAAGCAUGGCGCGCUGGCGAGGCUCACGUACGAGGGGGGCGAGAUGGGCAAGGGGGGGAGGACGCGGUGUUAUUGGUUUGAUGGGGAUCGCGAUGUGCUGGAGUUGGAUAGCUGGGUUGACGUCGAGGGUGACCAGCCGCGGGGCAUUAGAGGACUUGUACAGAGGGCGAGGCAUGUUCUCGUGGGUCGUGCUGAGGCGGAGUGGUAUGCCCGCCUGUUCGAGCGCGCGGCGCUGGUGAAGCGCGUGAGUUUGAAGUUUGAUGUGUUGGGUGUACGGUGUAGCACGCAUGGCCGGGACGCCGUGAGACGUAUGUUUGGCGGAGGCGGGGCUGAGACUACGAUCGUUGUCACGGACUUGGAGGACGCGGAUGAGAUUGCGCGUGUGAAAAGCGAGUUGGGCUCUGGAUGGCGGAACCCGGUGUUUUUGGAGUUUGAUCUGGAGCUUUGGGCGAGGAGCGGGACGGAGAGGGUCGGACGGGCUGUGAGGGAUGAGAAGUGGAUGAGGAGGUUGAAUGGGACUUGGGCGAGCGAGGUUGCGAGGGGGUGGGUUAUGGCUCGGGCUGGGGCGUCUAUACUAGCCAAUGACGGCGGUAGAGGGGAUGGGGGUGAUCAAGAGGAAGAUGGAGUGAGAGUUACGAGUGACAAGGGAGCCUCAGAGAUGAAGUUACGGAUUGCGAAGGCGACGGCGUUAGAUGUCGAGGAUGAGUAUGUAAGGCAGGCGCUUUUGGGUAUGCCCGAGGUCAGGUUUGUGAGAGCAUAUUGUCUUGAUGAAGACUACAAUGCCUGUUGUUCAUAG